Actinia tenebrosa (Australian red waratah sea anemone) is the source of this 3083-nucleotide messenger RNA. RefSeq names its product double zinc ribbon and ankyrin repeat-containing protein 1. NCBI's taxonomy places the organism in Eukaryota, Metazoa, Cnidaria, Anthozoa, Actiniaria, Actiniidae. The record is from RefSeq and is a predicted model, not a curated record. Gene Ontology annotation, molecular function: protein binding.
ACAUUUUAUUUUUAAGUCGAUGAAGAAAAAUACCCCACCCCCUCUCCACUGGGGUUACGUGCUGAAAGUUUAAAUCGACCUGCAUUGUGGGAUGUCAAAAAUGGCGGACUGUUUUCAAAGCGAACGGUUGUUGUCAAGAAGUCGCUUAAUAUUUUGAAAAUAUCUCUUUUCCCUUAUUUUGCCCUUGUUUUGGUUGUUAUCACAUGUACAUCGUUCAUUUUUUGAUAGAGUUGAGAAACUUUGGUGUAAUAACAGAUGAAUUGGUAGUCUAUUUAUUGAUGCUACUGUUUACACUCGUCGAACUUGCCUCUUGACUUCUGCAGUUUGGACGUAGUUUAAAAAGUAAGGCUUUUGUUGUACCAGACUUAAAGCUUSAAGAUGACGGCGGGAAUGAUAAAAGUUCCAAGUAUCAUGCCUUUAAGGCUGCCAGAGGUCGGAAGGAAAAACAUUAUUACCGCAGAYACGCCAAUUGAGCUUCGCACGGAAACCGAAGAUACGAUUAUUUACUACACUAUAAACGGCAUGAAACCCGAGCCAUUCAAACAGAUAGGAAUAAAAUGUACUUACAGAUACAAUAAACCAUUCGUGCUAGGACCUGGUAAAAGGGUGGUUAAAGCUAUGGCUACGUCGCUAGAUGGGACAAGAGAGAGUUCUAUAGUUACCAAGGCGUUUAUGGUUGAAAAGGCAGACAAUGAUCUUGACGCUAGUCAGAGGACUGCAUCAUCGGAUGGGAAUGCGCGACAGAAGUCAAGAGGAAUGUCUGGAUAUCGUCAAGAUAAUGACAAUAGUCAUCAUCAAAAUGAAUUAUCCGUUUCUAAUAGGCCAGUUUCUAAAGGAAGAUGGAGUGGUGAUUCCACAAAUCAACCAAAAACAUCAACACCAACAUCGAUGAAUCCUUACAUGGAAGGGCCUAAUUAUAGAAAACCAUAUUCAGAGCCACGAUUCAUGAAUAAGAGAUUUGGAUCUGAUAAAGCYACUAUAGCCACAUCUGACUUUCAGUCCUUUAAUGGGAUGAACGAUGAGUACAGAGAGAGAAAAGGCCCAGAGACCAAGACACAGUCAAAUAAGCUACRAAAAGAUACAGAUUACCUCAAAUGUAUUUUUUGUUUUGCGUCAAGACCUUCUGACCCAUUUGCUCGGUUUUGUGCAGAMUGUGGAUCACCCUUACCUCCCUUGCCUCAGAGCAGACUACCCCCUCCAGAAAUGGGUAAGCUGGUCACAUGCAUUUCCUGUCACUCAAUGGUACCAGCGAAUACRGAGAUAUGCAUUGUGUGUGAGUCGCCRAUGCCUCCACAAUGGCAGCCACAAGCUACCAAAAAGUUUCUUGCAAAGACUGUGUGUGCAACAUGCGGCACUGCUAACCCUCCAGACCUGAAAGUGUGUGUCACUUGUGAAGCACGACUGCCGACAGAUGCAAAGCAGAUUUAUACAGAAAAUAGUGCACCUCCUGUACCUAAAGGCGAUAUGGGGAGUUAUAUGACUUGUUCAAAGUGUUCAAGGAUCAAUAGCAGUGAUGCUCGUUACUGUGAUUGGUGUGGAGAGAGACCAAGCCUGUACCAGACACCUAUUACUUGUUCUAAAUGUGAGGCCUCUAAUAGCCCACAUUCUAGGUUUUGUCAUUCCUGUGGCUGUUCCAUAGAACCCCCUCCAAGAGUCACCCACAAAGUGAAGUCCAGUUUGAUAGGAAUGCUAGUGGAAAAGGACAAUAUACAGAACAUGGCUGGCYGCGGUGGUGGUGCAUCAUGGUUACCUGUUACUACAUCUAAUUACUAUGCUGACAAGGCUGAUAAGGCAACUUCCACUGUUGGACUAUUCUACCCAUCCUCCCAGUCCAUUAAUUCACAGAUCGAAUACGAGUUGAACGAGAGAGCAAGAAUGGAAGGAACCAGGGAUAGGCGGCUUGCUCUCGCCGGGGUUAGCCCGGGGCGAGGGUACUGGCGACAACAGAUGGAUCACAUAUGCGCUCACCUCAAAGCACAUUCUCAGAACAACCCAGAAUUCCGCAGUCUUAUUGGGGAACCACGGCUUGGGAAGAUCAUCACUGCAGCUGUUCAUGAGGACUUGGUUGGGGAAGAAUUCACAUUGACUGUCACAUUUGCACGUAGGGAGAGCAAAGAAUCUUGGAAAGAGAAGUCAAAGGCACUUGCUGACGGACUGAAAGCAUUCAAUAUCACUACCGCGUCUAGUAGAGAAGAUUUGAGUGGCAGUCAAAGUAGUCUCCAAAAUACACAGAAGAAAUUGAAAGCAAAGAAAUCUAAGAAGAAGACAAACGUGAAGGAAAAUGGAAAAGCGUCCAAGCUAAAGGAGGAAGAUCGCUUGCUUGUUAAAGAAGUUGGGCCUAAAGGACAAGGAAGGGAAGAUGAAAUCGAACGACUUUUGGAUGCUGGCGGCAAUCCUGACUGCGRAUCUACCGAUGGCGUCCCACUUGUUGUCCUGGCAACCAUCAAUAAACAUUUAGAUUGCAUUACGACUCUAGUUAAUGCUGGUGCGAAUGUUAACGCUAAAACACAAAGUAAAGGCAACACAGCCUUACACRAGGCUGUUUCCCUAGGGGGAGGGGGUGCCAAGUAUGUUGACGCCCUUCUGGGUCUGGGAGCUAAAGCUAACGUUAAGAAUGAUUCAGGACAGACGCCUUAUGAUUUAGCCAUGUCUUCUGGACACGAGUCCAUUGCGCAGAGAUUUACGUCGAACGUUGGUGACGAACUUCUUCAGACACUUACUAAACCGCACAAAACAAAGUAUAUAGCUGAAUAAUUAGUCUGUAUGUUACCUUGGGUUUCAGAGGUCUUGUUACUCCAGUUCCCAACGAGUCCCUCGUUGACCACUCAAGGAAAAAACUAAAAGCCACUUGUAAACCUGUUCCCCUCYUCCCCCACCCUUUCCCCCUCCCCUUCCAAGGCACCCUGUAGGCCUGAUACUCGGGUUAGCCACUUGUAGUAGGUAACUUCUCCAACCUAGUUUUUAUUUAAUUUUUACGUUUCUUUUAGUGAGUAAAAUAUGUAGCAUUGUCUAAGUAUUUGUCUUGGUUCAGAUCCUAUUUACUGGAAGAAGACAAACGAUYGUAAUAAACAAUGUAAGUCUGA